ACAGAGCUACCUUUUAUUUCUGUUGAGUGUCGCGGUAAAUCAACUUGACGCAUCUCCGGUCCUUCCUGGAAUCAAUGUCAAUAAUUAUUUGGCGAGUUUUGGUUACCUACAUCCGAAAUACAAGAACUCCUCUAAUUCGGCCAUUGCAGGGGAAACUAAACGAGAGGCCGUCAGAGAUUUCCAAUCCUUUUUCGGCUUGAAUAUAACAGGUGAAGAAGACGAGGAAACAUUGAGAUGGAUGAGGAAGCCUCGUUGCGGUGUUCCGGAUCGAAUUAUAACGGAUGAUUCUUCCAGUCAACAGGAGCGCACAAUUAAUAGUAACGGAGAAAACCGCUGGACGAAAAAUGAAUUAACUUACGGUAUUCGUAAAUACACGCCGGAUUUGGACAAAUCCGUCGUGGAUGAAGAAAUCGCCAGAGCAUUUCGGCUGUAUGGGAAAAAGUUUACCUUCACUUUUAUUGAGACGAUAAAAGUUGACAUUGAAAUCCGUUUUGAGAAGGGCUCUCAUUCAGAAGAUAAAAAUCACCAAAAGUUUGCAAAGUUUGAUGAUGGCCUGGGUGGUGUUUUGGCUCACGCUGCCUUUCCCGAACGUGGUGAUACAAUCUUCGAUAAGCGGAAACAUGGACCAUCAGCAGUGAGGGUAAACAAUUUUGUACGAAUUUGUUCCAGGUGGCUGCUCAGUGCUCACGAAUUGGGUCACGUCCUUAACUGCCGCAUUCCGAUACCAAAACGGAUGUAAUGACUCCAAGUUACGAUUUCCGCCCUGUAUUUCAAAUUGGAAACUGGUGACAUCAGUAGAAUCCAGGUUUUAACAAUUCCGAGGCUGAUUAUUGUCACCACCAGGUUACUGUUUACUUCACAAAUGGGCAACUCAGUUCUCACGAAUGUUCGUCUGCAAUGCAAAAUCAGAACAUGGUGUGUCGUUAAGUUAAGUCUCGUGUCUCGUUGAGUUAGGAAAUAUAGUUGAGCCAUAAACUGUGAGUCUUUCAAUUCAGUUCACAGUGCUGUGUCAAAGUUCAAAUCAUUUAAUUGUUUGUUUAUAGUGAGAUGGAGAUUUUGGAGAGAUUGACGUCGACGUAACCAGAGGAAGUUAUCAGCUGGCAACUAGUCGUGGGACUUGACAAGAUGAAAAAAAUUCAUCACCUGAUCCAACACCACCGACAUCGAAGGGAAAUGCCAAACGAAAUCCAUCAAAGUUGAGGCAACAGUUCAGCGUCGACUGGUGGGUCACUACUCACUAGACUGAAUUUAUCAUUGGCGCUCCUGCUCUCUUCAACAAAACUCCGCAAAACUCGUCCCGAUUCGAUUCCCGUUCAAAUAAGAAGAACGGAAAUUAGAAAAUC
Molecule: messenger RNA, 1343 nt
Organism: Daphnia pulicaria
Lineage: Eukaryota; Metazoa; Arthropoda; Branchiopoda; Diplostraca; Daphniidae
Product: interstitial collagenase-like
Exons: 8
Coding region: 239-739 (166 amino acids)
Biological process (GO): proteolysis; extracellular matrix organization; collagen catabolic process
Cellular component (GO): extracellular matrix
Molecular function (GO): zinc ion binding; metalloendopeptidase activity
Source: RefSeq, a predicted model, not a curated record